AUGCCUAUAGGAUCUACAGAUGAUAGAUGGCACCCUUUAUUUAAAGGAAGAUGUCAACCGUUUGCAGCUUUAGGAGAUGACCCAGUUCUAGGAAAUAUUCAGAACAAUUGGACAAAUUUGUUCUUAUGGAAUAAGUUUGGACAUUUGAAGAAUGAUGAAAGCAUAGCUAAUUCUAUAUUAGGAUAUGAGAGUUUAAGUACUCAGAAUCUAAAUGAAAUAAAAGAAUUAACGAAACAUUUAGAUAAAGAUUUUGAUGAUAUCAAAGAAGAACUUAAGAACUUAGCUUCUAAGGAAGAUUUAGAUCAAAUAAAACAGAAGAUAAAAGAUAGGUUGUAUGAAAGGAAAAUAGAGACGAAGAUUAAUAAUCUCACUGAAAGGAUAAAGGGGGUAGAAAGGAAUAUAGAAGAAAUACUGAAAAGAAAUCAUAUAUUUGGUUCUGUUCGCUUUGGUCCCAUACACCCCACCUCACCGAACUCACUUCUCUCUCUUUCCCCUCCUCCGCCUGUCUACGCCUCUCGGAAAACACCACCUACGCCGAUAAGGGCUUCAAAUCUCCAGCAGCUUGCGGAAGUGGAAAGCAGUUGGUUGCGUUCACUUCACCGCAAAGGUAUUCUAGUAAUGGAUCUAUCUAUUGAAGUAAAAAUUGAAACUGAGAACCUAAAACCAGAAGGAAUCGAAGUAAAAGCUUGUUGUUGUAAACAUUGCAUCGAUGACGUAUCACAAGCGUCACUAGAAAAGAACAAGUUAAACUUGAAGCACCAUGAGUUUGUCCUUGAUUUGGCUUACCAACGCUCACCAUCAAUCAAUGCGGCAAGUUAUGAGAUAGCUGACUAUAAGUGGUUGUCUUUGGUUGCUGAAACCUCAUGGAUGCCAAUUGGAGGCCCACUGCCCCAGGCAGAGAACAUGUCAUGGACACAGCGAUGGCCAGGGAGUACCAUAGAGUAUGCAUUGCAGAGUGAGAUAAGCAUGGAGACAUUAAAGAGACAUCUUCCAUUUUCUGGUCAAGAGGGACUACAAGAACUCAAGAAAAUUGCCGUACGGUUUGAGGAAAAGAUCUAUACUGCUGCAACGAGUCAGUCUGAUUAUCUGCGAAAAAUAUCUCUGAAGAUGCUUACUAUGGAGACCAAGUCUCAACCCAAUUCUUUGCCAUCCAACUCCGCUGGCAAUGGUAACAAACCCCUGGAUCCAGGAGCAUCUCACGGCAUCCAGCCUCAAGUUCACAAUCAAGGGCAGUCACUCCCCAUCUCAUUGUCCGCUAAUCAGUCUCAAGCACGUCAGCAAUUGUUAUCACAGAACAUACAGAAUAGUAUGGCAUCUAAUGGAGUUCAAAGUUCUGCCGGUUUAGCAUCAGCAAUGCCUCCUGUCUCUAGUUUAACUCAGGCUAUCCCCAACACAGUUGGCCAGAAUCCUAACAUGCAGAGUAUCUCUGGUGUUUCGCAGAACCCAGUGGGGAAUUCAAUGGGACAAGGGGUGCCCUCCAGUAUGUUUGCCAAUUCUCAGAGACAAAUGGCAGGUAGGCAACAGGUUGUUCCUCCUCAGCAACAACAGCAGUCUCCAAAUCCUCAGCAGUUUCUUUAUCAGCAGCAGUUACAACAGCAUCUUUUGAAGCAGAAGCUUCAACAGGGAAAUCUCCAGCACUCACUUGUGCAAUCUCACAUCCAGCAGCAGCAGCAGCAGCAACAACAACAGCAGCAGCAGCAGCAAAACCUGUUGCAGUCAAAUCAGUUGCAAUCUUCUCAGCAAUCUGGUCUGCAAACAUCAUCUGUUAUGCAGCCUUCAAUGAUGCAAUCGGCUCCUAUAUCUGGUCUUCAACAGAAUCAACCAUCUUCUAUUCAACAGUCAACACAACCCAUGCUUCAGCAACAUCCACAAUCAGUCCUCAGGCAGCAGCAACAAUCGCAACAGGCUGCUGGUAUUCAUCAGCAGCAAACACCAAUGAUGCAGCAGCCACUAUUGUCUACACAGCAGCAGCUAAUGGGGCAACAUUCAAAUGCCACUAACAUGCCGCAGAGUCAGUUAAUUGGACAACAAAACAUUGUUGGGGACUUGCAGCAGCAGCAGCAGAGGUUGCUAGGCCAGCAGAAUAACCUUCAAAAUCUACAGCAGCAGCAGCAGCAGUUAAUGGCUCAACAAAAUAACCUCUCAAGCAUGCAUCAGCAACAGUUGGGCCCUCAAAUUAAUAUCUCUGGCUUACAGCAGCAGCAGUUGCUUGGAGCUCAGUCUGGUAACUCAACCAUGCAACCUAAUCAGCACUCUGAACAUAUGCUGCAACAGCCCAAGGUUACAAUGCAGCAACAAGCACAACAAAAUGCAAGUACUUUGUUGCGAAAUCAAGGGCAGCAGUCACAGCAGCAAUUGAUGUCACAGAUCCAGGAGCUAAAUAAUGCAGCCAAGCUUAGAAUUUCUAAUUUUUGUGUUGUUAUCGCUCUUUUAUUUCUUUUCUUUUUUGCUGCAUGCUGCUAUGUAAGCCUCAUGGAGUUAUUAAUUGCUCAUUAA
Messenger RNA from Dovyalis caffra, 2496 nucleotides. The record is from the annotation of a GenBank genome assembly. NCBI's taxonomy places the organism in Eukaryota, Viridiplantae, Streptophyta, Magnoliopsida, Malpighiales, Salicaceae.